Molecule: messenger RNA, 898 nt
Organism: Solanum pennellii
Lineage: Eukaryota; Viridiplantae; Streptophyta; Magnoliopsida; Solanales; Solanaceae
Exons: 1
Coding region: 4-711 (235 amino acids)
Source: RefSeq, a predicted model, not a curated record
CACAUGAAGUCUAGUACUUCCAAGUUAAUAAUGGGAGCAAUAUUAAUAAUGGUGGUGACCCUUGCAAUAAUUCUAGGCCUACUCUUAGUUUUUCUUGUUGAAUUUUUUUGUUCCCUCUUACUUGCUAGGCGUCAACGGUCAAAAACACCUGUAAAUUUCGCGAUAACCUCUACCACACAAUCACCACCACCACUAGAGUGUCAAUCAAUUGUUCCAAUUACAAGUAGUCAUAGUAGCUUUUAUGCACAAUUAGGGGUUCUUCAUGUUCCAAGAAGUUACCUCUUUCCUAAAAUUUCCACUAAAGAUCAUCAUAACUUUGAUGAUAUUGAAAUAGUCCAAAAUGUGCCAUACCCUAAAUUAGUCCAUGAAGUACAAUCACAUCAAUGUAGCACUAGUAGUACUACUAUUGAGGAACAAUUUAUGUACAUAUCAAAUCCAAUUUAUGAUAACACAAAAAUUGAGCAUGACACACCGUUUGAAACGCCAGAUACAUCCCCAUCCUGUCUCGAAUUAAUCAUUGAUAGUUCUUCGGAGGGAGAAGAAGAAAAUUGUGGAAUAUCAACAUGUUCUAGUACACCUUCUUCAGUACUAUUAACUCCGAUGAAGAAACUCCCAAUCGAGGCAUGUUCAAUUUCACUAAGAAGUGGCUCUAUUAAUAGUAACAAUUCUACUUCUUCCUCUGGAUCUCCAUGUACUUCUCCUUCUUGGUAAAAUUUGAAGAAAAAAAAAAUUAGUAAUCUAUGUACUUAAAUUUGUUUAAUUAGGGUUUGUUUAGAUGUUCUUUGUUAGCUUAGUUUGUUUAGAUCUUUUUAUUUUCUUGUUUAGUUAUUUUUGUUGAUGUAAUAGGUAAUGAUAGAAUGACUAAUAUUAUCUAUCUGUCCCAGUUUAUUUGGCAUCG